AUGGACACUCGGGUGAUAGGAUACGUUAGAGGACUGAUGCCUCCCGACGCGCCGAAUGUCGCACAUCGUCCAUCGGUUCGACGACUUUACAUCAAUCGAGAUCAACAGCACAAAUUUCGAAACAAUGUGAUCAGCACAUGCAAGUACAGCAUUCUCUCAUUUUUCCCGCGAUUUCUCUAUGAGCAAUUUCGUCGCUACUCAAACAUUUUCUUUCUUUGCAUUGUUCUGCUUCAGCAAAUUCAUGGAAUUUCACCGACCGGUCGCUACACAACUCUUGUGCCAUUUGUCAUCAUUUUGUCGAUCUCAGCUCUUAAAGAAAUUUUUGAAGAUAUUAAACGUCGAGCUUCAGACACUAAGGUCAACAAUUUUCCAACUUGUGCAUUAAAGGGUGGACAAUUUGAGCAAAUCAAAUGGAAAGAGGUUCGUGUUGGAGAAAUUCUGAGGGUAAACUGCGAUCAAUUAUUUCCCGCCGAUCUCCUUUUACUAACAUCGAGUGAGACACAGGGAAUGGCCUACAUCGAAACGAGUAAUCUUGACGGGGAAACGAAUCUCAAAAUCAAACAGGCUCUACCAAUCACAGCCGAGAUGACCUCGUCAAACGAGGUGCAAAAGCUGAGUGGGGCUGAGAUCGAAUGUGAGCUCCCGUCUAGAAAUGUUAACGAGUUUUCGGGAAAUCUCAUCUAUCAGGAACAGAUUAAACAUUUCGGCAUGGAACAACUUCUGCUUCGUGGUGCUCGUCUAAAGAACACUGGAUGGAUUUAUGGAGCCGUCAUCUAUACUGGACACGAUUCAAAACUUCUAAUGAACAGCAAAAGAGCUCCCUUGAAGAGUGGAACAAUUGAUCGAAUGACAAAUCGACGAAUCAUUGUUCUCUUUGGAGUCCUCGUUACAUUAGCUCUUCUCUCAGCUGCUGGACAAGAGAUUUGGAACGCAAAUAACUGGGAUCAAGCAUGGUAUUUAAACAAAUUGAACAGCAGUCCAGCAAUUCUGUCAUGGUUUCCUUUUGGAAUGAACGCAAUCACUUUUUUCAUUCUCUACAAUAAUCUCAUUCCAAUCUCUCUUCAAGUCACACUCGAGAUGGUGCGAUUCUUUCAGGCUUAUUUCAUUAAUUGGGAUAUUCAAAUGUACGAUGAAAGAACUGAUUCGCGAGCAAUUGCCCGCACUAGCAAUUUGAAUGAAGAAUUGGGAUUGGUAAAAUUUGUGAUGUCCGACAAAACUGGCACUCUGACACGAAAUGUAAUGAAGUUCAAAAGAUGCACAGUUGGAAGCAAAAUGUAUGGCGAGAGUACGGGCGAAGAAUUCCACGAUGAGCAUUUAAUUGAAGAUGCUCGAAAAGAAACUGCUGAAGGGAAAGAUAUCCGCGAACUAUUGACAAUGAUGGCUGUAUGUCAUACGGUUGUCCCUGAGAAGAAAGAUGAUGAGAUUCUCUAUCAAUCCUCAUCUCCCGAUGAAGGAGCACUUGUUCGAGGAGCCGCCUCUCAAAAUGUUGUCUUCCACACACGUCAGCCACAAAAAAGUUGUGAUCAAUCUGUU
This is a messenger RNA of Mesorhabditis belari, 1533 nucleotides long. Lineage: Eukaryota; Metazoa; Nematoda; Chromadorea; Rhabditida; Rhabditidae. The record is from the annotation of a GenBank genome assembly.